This is a messenger RNA of Hyla sarda, 5883 nucleotides long. It is a transcript of the gene ZNF518B, whose product is annotated as zinc finger protein 518B. Gene Ontology annotation, biological process: regulation of DNA-templated transcription. Lineage: Eukaryota; Metazoa; Chordata; Amphibia; Anura; Hylidae. The coding region runs from base 1778 to 3739 and encodes 653 amino acids. Gene Ontology annotation, molecular function: DNA-binding transcription factor activity, RNA polymerase II-specific; RNA polymerase II cis-regulatory region sequence-specific DNA binding. The record is from RefSeq and is a predicted model, not a curated record. The transcript is spliced from 2 exons.
GAUAACGUUAUGAUGGUGUCCAGUGCUCGGCCCAAGUGUUUAGGCACCUGGGUAAAGCCAGGAAAGGGUUAAUGCAUUGUGAGUUUGUCUCCCUCUCUCUCUGGCUUGGUUGAUGGUUUAGUGUGGAUUAUCAAGGCAAGGAUCUUCAUAGUUCUUGGCACUGCAAUGGUUAAGCAAGCACUUCAAUGACUUUAUAUUGUUUAGUAUCCCAUCAUAGAUCUGGUAAAUAAGAGUUCUGUUUGUAGAAGAGUUUGUUUUGUAUUGUAAACAAAUAACAAAUUCUGCCAUUCUGGUGUUACACUUUAGGCAAGCACAAAUGAUACAAUUAUUGGGGGAUCUUCUAUUUUGCUGAUCAGUGUUCACAAUAAGUAUGAAGUGUGACCUAUAGCAGUAUCUAUAUGCAUACCAUCUUAAUGGGGUCCAUAUGCCCUUUUAAUGUAUAGGGAUUUUAUAGAAGUUGGGGGGGCCUCACUUGCGACCCCCCUUUGUAAUUCAUAACAAAGACCCAGUAAAUAAUGCUACUUCUACUUUGGCGGUUUUGGCCCUGUCAUAUAUACACAAGUGCCCAUUCAUGCUAUUUCCUGCAGAAGAAUUGAUGGCAUUUUUGGAGAAAGGGUUCUCUUGAUCUAUGGAUUUCUUAACUGGGAGCUUGAGCAACAACUGGAGUUUACAAUGUAAUAAGUAAAUCUGAAGCCCCUUAGAUUUCCCCAGGCCUGCUGAAACUUUGUAGUGUGACUGCUUAGUUGUUAGGUUGUAUUUUAGAGACUUUUUUUUUUUUGCCAGCCACUGUCAAAGUUUCCAUGUUUUGAUGUCAGCACAAGGAAGUGCUUGCACAGCCAAUCACUGUCAGAGGUAGAACAUCUCUGCCUUCAGUGAUUGGCUGAGGGACCACUUCCUUGUGCCGACACUAGCGGGGACUGACACUAACAAAAUAGGGUAGCGGGGAGUCAGGGAAGGUCUUUAAAGUUCAGUUUAACAAGUUAACAAGAAAAAGUGAAUGCUGCAGUCCACAGAUAACAUGCAACCUAAUGGUAAAAAUCAAUUAGGUACAAUACAAAGGGUUUAUGCACAGCCAGUUUUAACACCAAAAUCCUGCAGCUAUUGGCCACCACAUGUGACUGGAUUAGUCCACAUGCUGUAGUGUGGGUAUGCACUAUUACACAGCUGUGGCCUCUGAGUGACUCAGGAAAAUGGCUUUUGUGUCAUCUAUGUUUACCAGUGUUCAGGCUACUUACUGCCUCUUGGGUCCUUGUAUGCAAUGGGCACUGGGUAUGCUUACGAGGUGGCAUCGCCACAUGCUUAUUUUUUCUUUUUAAAAAGGGGAGGGGGGCUUGAGUUGCGGUUAUGAAUGAUGGCGUCUUGUGCCCUACUUCCAGCUUUCACAUGCCUCUGGGAGUGGGCAGAGCAGUGGGGACUUCCAGUCUGACACGGAGGUGACAUCAGAUGGCGGGGGAGGGAAAUUUAAACGGGCAGUUUGGCUGAUUUGGUCUCUUGGAGCCGGCCAUCAGUUGGAAAACUUUGGCCUUUGAUUUGGAGCUUUGAGGAGUGCCAAGCAGAAAGGAUUCCAUUGAUUCUGGAACACAAGACUCCUCCUAGGCUGCAGUACCAAAAAGUACUUUUGGGUUGGUCUCUGAAGAACACGAAUGCGAUGUAAGCAAAAAAUUUAAAUUGCCACCAUCAAUAGUUCCUUGUUCUAUGAAAUCUGAACUUUCUUAGGCCUCAUUGAAUCCAUGAUUUUGAAGCUUGGAAACCAUCAAUAAAUAAAUUCCACAAGUAGAUGUCGGCAACACUUUUUAAUACGCAAAUGUAUUCAUCCACUGGUAUACCAUCAUUUAUCCAUAAACCUGUCCUUGAGAACAGUAAGUAUGUAACACAAACGUCAUCUUUAUGUGAACAAGCAAGAAACCUUGGAACAGGAAUCAUGAUGAAUAGUAUGCUGCAAAAACAAAUGUUAGAAAAGUUCAACUGUGAAAAAUGCAGAUUUUCCACUAAGGACCUCAACAAGUACAGAAACCAUGUGUCCCUUCACAAUGACAUUAAAUAUACAUGUUCACAUUGUGACUUCAUGUCUUACACUAAAACAGAGUUUCAGCGACACUUGGUGUCACAUACUGGGAAGUUUCCCUAUACUUGUGGUUACUGCGGAUAUGGGGCCAUAAGAAAUGAUUACAUUGUCAAACAUAUCAGAAGAAUUCAUGGUGACGGCAAGAUCCACUGUUCUGUGAGCACCAUUGAAAAUGAGUCCAAGAAAGCUUCAGUUAACAUAAUGCAAACCCAGGUGAUAGGACCCAAUGUCCAGAACAUCUUACAGAACAGCUCUACAACAUUAACUGAAGAGAUAAUAGACUUAACAGAAGGUGACAGUCUUAGCACGAGUAGCAAUAUUUUUCCCAAUGGAAAUAAUGUUGAAGGUAAUGUAGAAGUAGAAGUAAUCUCACCAGCAGAUCAACAGCUGUAUCCAUGGAUACCAUUAACUGUGGUGGCACCAACAUCUUUUAAAGUGCCCCCCAAUUGUAUUGCUCAGGUUGUGGAAGUGAAACCGGUCAACAGUGCAUGUCAUUUGGUUUUAAAGUGUUUAAAUUUGGUUGAGGCGAGUCUGCCAACCCAGCCUGUUACUAGUGAAAAUAUUUAUGAACAGAAACCUUCAGGACUUGUCAUGCCACCUAAGAAUAUGAUCGAAACCCCAGAGCUACCUUCAGUACAAGAGUGUACAUUGUUACGUGAUAACUGCCAAGAGAAUAUACUGUACCCACCAGAUACUGUUUGUGGGACCCAAGAAGAUCUCCCCAAAGAGGUGGCCACUCCAAUAGAUACUACUACUGAAGUUGUGGAUCCUAUCAGUACUGUAGCUAAUGACGUGUUAGAUGAUCUUGAGGAGUUUACUGGGGGACCAAUAAUUUCUGCUGUGUUUUCUUUAAGUUCUGACUCACAAAACUCUAUUGAAGGUAUUCAGUGGGAAUGUCCAUUCAGCAGUCCAAACACCAGUUCAUCCCAUGAUAGUGUUGAUGUUACACAGCCCUCUUCUAACCAACCUGCAAGUCAAGAAAAAACUACUGUAAAAACUACUGUAUAUGGCAAUGAAUUAAACUCAGAGAUGGACAUUGAAAAAUCUCAGGAUGAAAUAAAAAACACUGUUUCGGAAAGUAACAAAGAAGCGCCCGAAAUUGAGAGAGAGAAUGUUAAACAAAACACUGAUUCUGAAAUACAGCUGUCUACAGCAUUGAUACUAACAGAUGUCAAGAAAGCUGAAAGCCAGCCAUUUGUUUCUCAGAAGAUCAGGAAGGGUGGGCGUAUAUCUGACCGUCUCGGUAAAAUAGAGACAGACCGCUUUAGUAAGCCCCAGGUCCUCUUUUUAUCUUGUGACAAAAGAAUAGUCAUGCAGCCGCUUUCAUGCACAAUGCAAAGUACUAAUAACCAGACUUCUCUGGUAGAUAAAGUUACAGAACAACUACAGGUUCCAGUGAAAACACGAAAGUCGAGUGCCAAAGUGAAGGUUAAAAGACUUGUGGCUCCUGCUUUGAAAAACAAAUCCCAACCAAACCUAAAAACUCUCAGACUGCAUCCUGUUAAGGUGGAUCAGGUGACACACACCCCAUGCUACAAUCAACCUGUAGUUGUAUUAAACCACCCUGAUGUAGAGUCAAUUGAAACAUCUCAUAUUAUGAAAGCAAUCCGAGUUUUUAGGGGCAAGAUCACAAGAGUAACUUUAUCCAAGAAGAUGUUCAAAAAAAAAGUAUGAUUUAACUAGAAGGUGUUAACUAUUGGUCCGCAAAGAUAAUACCUUUUUGUUAACAUUAUUAUUUUUGUUCAUUUUAGAAGAAUUUACUAUUAAAACAAUGGUUUGUCUCUCUAAAUCUUUUCUUUUUCUUAGAUGUUCAAUAAAAAUAUUUAAUGUUUAUUAUAUUGGGUCUACAUGUGCUAUUUUGAAUGGAGGCUGAUUCUAAAGCUGCAUUCAUGUAGUGUUUAAAAAAAAAAGUGCACUUUUUUAAAUUUACAGUUGCAUUUUAGCUCUCCCCCCCCCCCCCCCCCUUGUUUUUUGCUGUAAUCGGUUAAAAAAACAGCCGGAAAAAUAUAUAUAUAUAUAUACAGCUGAAAGUGCAAGCGUAAAUAAAAAAUAGUGCAUAUUUUUUAUGCUUAGUAAACCCAUUCGAACACUAUAAUUUUUCACUUUACUUAAAGGGGUGUUCCGGGAUCUAACCUUUUAUCCCCUAUCUAGAGAAUAGAGGAUACAAUGUCUGAUUGUGGGGGGCCCGCAGCUGGGACCCCCCACUAUCUCUCCCUGCAGCACAGCGGUGGGUCCCCCGCGAUCAGACAUGGUAUCCCCUAUCCUCUGCAUAGGGGAUAAAAGCUUAGAUCCCGGAAUACCCCUUUUAAAUCAACAACUUUUUGAGCCUUACCAUUACUUGUAGGCAUGGGAUACAGGAGAAUAAAGUUGUGAUGGUUUUCCCAUCACAUACACAACUGUAAUCUUGGCUUAAUUCCAUAUGAGUAGGCAAAAAGGUAGAGGAAUAAUAUUGCUCCAGUAAAUUCAUACUUUGUAGUUUUACAAACUGAAAACCUACGUGUAGGUCAUGUUAUAAAUUUUUUUUUUUUGCCCUUUAAAAAAAAAUGUAUUCACUUGUCUGUAUCGUCUGAUACAUAUCUGAUGUAUUUUAAUAAAUAAAGCUGUAUUUUGAUAUUGUAGAGGUGUCAUGUUCAUGCAUUUAUAUAUUUUUUGAAGUUUUUAGUUUGUGUUUGACAUUGGCUUGCACUUCACAUGUAACAUUUGUAGUGCUCAAAACAUAACUAGACAGCAUGGACACUACAAAGGUGGACUCUCAUGUGUAUCAUUACCCACUAUACCAUUUGAAUUGGGCAUAGCAUUGUCUUCAAAUGAUAUAGUUAUACUUGCAGGAUUAUUAUUGACACUAUUUUAUGUGUUUUUUUAUAGUUUUUUGACUGAAUAUUUCAUUUACUUACCCUAUAAUUUUUAUGCAUAUAAUGCUUAAAAAGUUUGAUCAAAAAAAGUCUUUUGGGUAAUAAUACAUUUAUUACCCAAAAAAAAGGAGCAACAUUAUUUCUUUCUUUUUUGUUCUUUUUGCCAUAGUUAUGUAUUAAAUAAAGUCAUAAAUAAGGUUAUGAUUUAUAGAUGGCUUCUGCUAUUUAAUAAAAUCACAAGAAUUAAACUACAGUCAAUUGGAAAUUGAAGUGAAUAAAAAUAUUUGUUCUCCCAGUGAAUCAUUCAGUAUUAUAAAUGAAAGCUGCCCAUCAAGAAAAGUGAUCGUGCAUUAACAAUGCUGUACAAACGAAAAAUUCCAAAUCAGGUCACAACUUUCUGAUCCCAAAAUAUAUAUAUAUAUGCUGCUUUCAUGGGAGCUACAUAGUCAGACAUGAAAUCACAUAAAUAAUAUAAACCUUUAAAACUGUACUAAAAAUACCUGGCCCGGCUCAGUUUAGGACCCCCACCCACUAGGUGAAUCCCAUGCACAAAGUUAUUCUUCCCUGCAUAAUAAACAAGUCCUGACAUGAACUUAAGUGCACCAGAUAGUGCUAGUACUUUUUGCACAUGUCUUAUGUCUUGGUUUACAUUAGUCAUGUCUGUCUGACCAUGUGGCUACUAUGAAAGGACCAUUUCUAUAUAUUCUGUUUUUGUGUUUUUUGGUAUUUAAUAAAGUUGUGAUCAGAUUAAAAUUUUUCAGUUGUACAGCUAUUUGUUUUAUGCAUGAUCACUUGUUGUUUGGUAAUUUGGAUUCACCUGAUUCCUGUGUAAGUCGAUGCAGCUGGGAAAAAAGAACUAUUUGGUGGCCAGUAUGCACUAUUUUAUCCAUGAAAUGACAGUAUUCCUACUGAUGUUCCAAUAGAUAAGAAAUUGGCAGGCGUCACUCCAGGCGAUUGUGCAUAUAA